CACUGCUCUGCGAGCUCUGUGCCGUACCGGACAGUGCUGCUCCUUGUCAUACCCAAUCUGACACUCACGAGCAUGCACCCAUAUGACGUGAGACACUCCGGCACAUGACAUAUUUGGCUUUAAAAUGACGUCACGGCAGCGUGGGGCUCAGCAGGCAGGUCGUUCGUCAGUCUGAGAGAAGAGGAGCAGCAGGAGACGGACCAGCCUCCCUCUCUCCUCUCUGAUGACAAGCUCUCAUUCCCCCUCUCUCCAACUCCUCAGAAACAACUCUCAGCCUCCAGGACUCUCCUUCGCUUCGCUUCCCCCCUUUCUUCCUUUUUUCAGUUGCACCUCAUUUUUAUUUUUUUAACUUUUGUCUAACCCCUCCGCACCUCUCAACACCUCCAGAGAUGUGAGUAGAUAAUGAGGACCCCCUGCCAGCGGUGACUUCUCUCCUGCGUGCUUCAGAGAACCGAACAUCCUCAUCCCCCCCCCCACCCACCACCACCAAUUUUUUUUUGGACGCUCAUCUGCCUUUCAACAAUGUAGGAGAAGGUGCGCUGUCAUUUCAGCGACGAGGAUGCCAACUACAUGCCUUGUUUUUGCUCUCCGCAGCUUACAUCUUUGUCUCUCCAGCCGGGGAGGGGGGAAUGAAAGAUUUGCGUGAAGGCAAAGUUUGAGGGUACCUCUCCUUUGGUUUCCCGCUCACCUGUCCGCCUGCAAGCGCGUACCCCCCUUCUCCUUUAAACUGACAAGGAGGAAGACUGUCGCCAAAAGAACAAUUGACGAGCAACUUAAAAGAGACCUGACUAUUGUUGUGGUUCUUUCUUUAGUGGGAUCUGGAAGCGCUGUUGGAGGAAUUUGAUGUGCGCAACGUUGGAGGAUAUGGCUUAAAUAAUGGUUGCGUUACUGACAGCCGGAGUAAGGUCCGUCACUUGAGUGUUUUUAUCAGCUAUUGUCGACUUUGGUGGAAACCCAUCUAAAUGGGAGGAUACCUGGAGGACUGAGUCGGAUUCGGCAGUCGAGAAAAAUGUGGAUAAAACGGAGUGUUGCGCGCAGUCCGUCUGCUUUGAGGCCAGGCAGCUGUGUGGGGCACCGGGUGUGGAUCCUGCUGGCCAUGACCCACCUCACCCUGGACUUCUCCAUGUGCAGCCCCCUCAGCCAGGGUCUUGGGAUCAAACUCACGCCUAAGUCGGUGCCUCGCUCUCGACCUCGUUGGCAGCCGCUCUGGGACACGCCCAACAAGCUUCACUGGAGAACAGUGAGCCCGUUGGCCCGCCGGCUCCUAAAUGCUGUCCCUCCACCCCAAGACAGCAGGGCAGGGAUAGGACCAAAAGUCAAGGGUCAAAAGCAUCGGAAGCCAGUGCAUAAAGGACAAGCAGCAUGUAAGGAGUGCCGGUUGACAUACUCUCAAAUGGAGACAGGUGAUCCUUUGGCUGUAAUAGCCGAAGCUCCAGCCGCUUUAUCCAGUGGGAGCAGAGGAGACACGGUGAGGUUGUUACUUAGAGCCAGGAGGCAGCUCAAAUGGGACAGCUAUGACAAGUCUCAGGAGGGCCGGACUACUACAGUGGCCGGAUUUAUCGACUGGGGACCCACAGGGACAGAUAGCAUAGAUGACGAUGGCAAAGCGGAGCCCAACAUAACGCUGUCCACCAGGGUCUCAACCACCACAGUGGCCACAACCACUAGCACUACAACCAGGCUCUCCCAAAGGACGUUCACUAUGGUGACCACACCAGAGUCCAAGACGCUAAGCACCACCAAGGCCGCUGUCAGCGUUGGGGAGACUGUCAAACCACCAAAGCCAUAUGGGGAACAACCAGGUUUGGCAGUUCACCAGAUAAUCACAAUCACUGUGUCUCUCAUUAUGGUUAUCGCAGCCUUGAUCACAACACUCGUCCUUAAAAACUGCUGUGCGCAGUCGGGAAAUGGCCGCCACAAUAGCCAUCAGCGCAAGAUCCACCAGCAGGAGGAAAGCUGCCAAAACCUGACAGACUUCACCCCAGCCCGGGUGCCCAGCAAGGUGGACAUAUUCACUGCCUACAAUGACAGCCUGCAGUGCUCACAUGAGUGCGUUCGGACUGCCGUGCCAAUCUACACUGAUGAGAUGAUCCAGCAGACGCCUGUCUACAAGACUGCUUACAACGGAAACAGGCCCUCCCCCACUGAAAGACAACUGAUCCCUGUGGCCUUUGUGUCAGAGAAAUGGUUCGAGAUCUCGUGUUGACGAGCUGAAGGCCUUGUUCACUUCCUGUGGGUGGAAGAGACUUCCUGAAUUCACGCUCUGGAUCCAGUUGGAAACAAGAAACACACAAAACAGCUUCUUUUGUAAAAUAGUGUGAUCACUCUUUGGACACUGGUGAAGAUAUUUAUUUUUCUAGAGAUGACAAGCAGAGCAGCCACAACGCUGCCACUCCAUAUUUCCGGGAACGUACAGUCAUUUAGAUAUAGAUUAUAUAUAGGUAUAUUUACAGGAUGUGUGGGACAAGACUGUGGACGUCAAGGAUGUCUCAAGAAAAACAUUUGACAUUUGAAAACGGAACCCACGGAGCUGCUGUGGGUGGAAGAUGAACUGUAUUUCUGAACAAUGUGCCAAUAAUGCCACUAUGUGCCACAACCUGGAUAGAAGAAGUUUCAACAACAACUGAUGGACAUAACAAAGAGUGCUAUAUUAACCCUGUAUCGACUCCAACUACAUUGUUUUUUUUGUUUUGUUUUUUUAAAGAAAUGUGAAAGAUAAAAAAUGCUACAAAUGUAUUUGAAUAUGUUUUGAAAUAGUUUUAAGAAAUGUGUUGCAAAAGAGUCUAAAAGAUAUUUAUAUGAAGCAUAAAUCUAUUAGUUGGGAAAGAGAGAGGAUGGGGAAAAAAAGACACGGUAUUUGCUUUAUUGAACAGUUGAUCUUAAAACAUUGUUUCUAUAGGUCCCAUUUUAAAACAGAAUAGUUAUGUCUAUUUUUUUACACAGACGAGUCUACCACAGCCCUAACAGUGGAGGUCCGAAGCACUUGGAAAUCAGCACUGUUAAUUAAAUACUCGCACCCGAGCUGAGAUUAUAACAAAGAAAACAAUCUGAAAUACACCCAGUGCAAGCCAAUUGAACGCCCUCUCCAAUUGCUCAUUAUGUAAGAUUUGUACCUGAUUUGGCCAGAUGGAAAAACAAAGUACAGCAAAAGUUUCUGUGGUGCAGGAUCACUGCUGCAACGAGUCCCAUAGCAGCAAAUUCAUAUAUAGAUUGAGUGAGGACAGCCACAACACACUGCAUGGAGCUGGACAGGACAUUCAUACUGUCUCAGGUCUGUCUAGCUCUCUUGCACACUUUAUGUUGGUCUCAGUUUCAGCAGCUGUUCGGGAUAAAUUCCAAUGAUUGGUUAUGAUUUAGAUCUGCUGCAACGCUAAAAGGGUGGACAAGAUUCAAUUUGGGCUUCAAAUUCAAAUAAUUCAUGUGAUAAUUUGCAUAAAGAGGAAAGAGAUUGAAAAAUCCCUCCACGGAUAGUAAAUGAAUAUCCCCACACAACUCCCACAUUGGUUCCCUUUUGAUAAAUUAUUAUUGAAACCUAAAAAUCAGAAAGUCAAGAAGAACAUGAACCAAUUUGUUGAAGAUGGAGCAUAACAUUUUCCCCAGUUUUUCAGAAUGAAGAGUAAGCUGUGAAAGAGGUGCUGCAAAGUGGUGUCCCUCAGGAUCAAGAUGAUCUGCAUCAUGUGUUUCUAAUGCAAGAUGUAAGCAGGGAGGAAUUCCCUCACUGAAUGUGUGGUAAGGGUUAGUUAGCUCUCUCCUGAGCCAGAUCCACUCAAUACUUGAGGACAAUAUUUCUAGCAUAUCAGAAUUUCAGCUAUCACAGCCAGGAAGUUGGCUGUUGUGCACAAAUAGAUUGUUUUAAUUUGUGCCGAAGGAAGCAGAGCGCAAAUAUGAUACAGACUGAUGAAAGAGAAGGGGUUUCAUUUUGUUCUAUCAAAAACCUAAAACACUCCGUCAGUGUAUUGUUGAAGUAAGGGGAUUAUGACAAGCCAAUCAGCCGCUGCCAAAUUGGUUUAACCUAUCUCUUAAGUCAAGGUGAGGGAACUCCAUGGUCAGGAAGGACAGUAAAGCUCUCCUGAGAGCUUUCUAGCACCAAUAAUUAUAUUAUCAACCUCAAGCUCAGAAAGACAGAUUACCUUUGUGCUACGAAGCUUUUGAGGAAGUCGCCUAUGAGUCUACCUUUUAUUGUGCUGUGGGUUUGUACAAAGCACAAAUACAAUUCUGUAAUUGUAAACGUUUUUGGCUGCGGACAGCAAUAUGUACAGAUUUAAAAGGUGGGUUUUAUUGCUUGUCGACAGUGGACCUCCGGUAAUUCGCUUAGGUGGUGUUUAGGCUUGUACUCACUUCCUUACAGCAUUCAAGAAAACAGGUUGUCCCAGUAAGAUCAGUAUCUGUAAAUGCGAGCCAUUCAGGAGGUGCCAAGAUGGCCUGGGAUAAACACUGUGGUGCAAAACUCCUGCUUUUGCCCAUUCACAACAUGAAAACCACUCUCAUGAAUGACCCAUACCAAUUCAGCCUCACAUGUGUGUCAGGCUGAGGAGUUGCUUCUUUGACAUAACAUAUAUUUUUUUGAAUGAAGAGUGUUAUCUUAACAGUCAGAGGGUUACGAAAACUUACUGUAUAUUAUACACGUGUAAAUGUAUUUUCUAUAUAUUUGCUUCUAUUUGUGUACAGGUGUGUUCUAUUUUUCAAGACCUCUCCAGUUUUUGGGAAGGUUUCAGCUAGGUCGGGGAUAGUGUCUUUGUUUACAUGUGUAACUACAGUAUUUCUUUUAAAACACAAAACUAACCUUGUGCCAAGCUUCCUACCUGCACUUUCAAGCAGUACUUGUAUUAUAUCUUUAGCUAACCAGUAUAAUACUUCAGUAGACGCUGCAAUAGUUCAGAGACUGGAGAGUGAUUUCCAGGUGGAAGACCUGAAAGUAACUGAGUGCUGAGUGGAUCGAAGAAGUGUGAUCAUAUCUUGGGUUCUGCUGUGUUCAAAGUUGGCUGGGAAACCAAUAACUCUCUGUUCUUAAGCAUCAUUUCUACAUGAAUUCUAAUAUAGUGUUUCAUCACGUGAAUAAAAAAAAAAUGGUGUAGAUCCAACAGUAGCUGCCAAGAAACCAACUAAACUUGAUCUAGACUGGUUUGAAUUCAUUUGUCAUAAUUUCUCAUUUUGUAUUUGUAUAUACAAACUACAACCGCCCCAGAAAAUGUACAAUUCGCCACAUACUUUACUUUAAUGACUGCAAAACUAGCAUUUAUGAGCAUAUGAAAUAAUCAGGGAAGACGUCUAAAGAAAGAAUUAUGAAAGGAAGAUGAUGUGUUAAGUACUCUUUUGAUGCAAAUUGACCCAGUUAAAAAAUGCCAAGAUCAGACUCACAAACAAUGAUGUGGGAAGCCAUUCACUAAGAGUUAUUUAUUGAAGUUUUUAAAGGAUAAUUUUGGUGUAUUUCAACUGAGGCCUUAUUUCUAGCAGUACUAGCUGUUGGUUAGUCAGUCCACCACAGACUGCAAUAUAUCUAUUUGAUGGAUUAGAAGUAGAUAUCCAUUGUGCCCACAAGAUGAAUCCUUAUGCCUUUGGUGAUCCCUUGACUAGCAUGCUAACACGCCCGAGUUCAGCCUCACAGAGACACUAGAAUAGCUGUCGACUCUUAGUUUUGUAGCUUCAGCAAACAUUCCUAUUGGUUAUGAUGACACUGUACUCACUGAGUAAAUUGUGGAGAUCUGGAACACGGCGACAUAGCUGAAUUUAAGUCCAACCGGUUAAAACACAGGAGCAAAUCUGUGUGCACACAUAAGUACCACGUAGGUAAAAGUUCAUCCUUGAAGUCUGUAAGCUGACCUAAGCACCUUUAUUUUCUCUUACAAAUAACUUUAAAACGUUUCUUCAUAAGACUUUAUCUGACUGUUUGUAUACCCUGUCUGACUUCUUUUUAGAAAUGUCGAGUUCCAAGAUCUCAACAUUGAACUUGGUUGAGUACAGUGUUGUUAUUACUGACAGCAAUGAUGGACAAAAGUAUGGAAAUAAGACCUAAGUUGAAACCCAAAUUAUCCUUAAAGCUUACAUACUGAAGAUUGUUAGAGAUCUUGUGACCAUGCUUUGAAUUGCUGUUUCGUCACAAGAAUGUUCUUGUGGUUGCCAAGUUUCUGUACAACUAACACUGUCCCUGAUAAUUGUAAAAUGUGAUCCUACUGAAAAUCGGUGAAAUUUUAUACCAAGCUAAUAAUGAUUGUGUGCGACUAAUCUCGCAUCCUUUGAAACCUACAAAAUCAGAUAGUUUAAUGAAGCGAAUAUUUGACUUUUCGAAUUUCUUUGUGUUUCAUACUGUUGGGUAAAGGGUUUAUUGGGUCUUUACUUCAGUUAGCAUUGAAAAGCUUGUUUGCAUUGUUAGUAACUCUCGUUAAAACCAUGCUGCCAGCUAAAAGCAAUUUGCUUUGCAUUCUUGAAGGACACGCGGAAAAAUGUAACUUGCAGCACAUAUAACAGGCACGAAUAUCUGGAGACAUCGGCAUACACCCUUCCUCCUUUUACCUCUGUCUGAAAUCAAACUGAUAUGUUAGGAAAUGCCUUACUGCUUUCUUGCCUUUUCAGUUUAUAUUUUAGGACAGCUGAUGAGUGUGGUGUAUUAUAGGUAAGAGGGAGGAAAAUUAUUCCACUCCGCUGGUCAGAUUUGAUUCAGGAAACAUUAUCUGAGAGCAGUGCAGGCAAAGGCAGAGGGAACAUGGGGGGGGGGGUCUCUUAGAAAAGUCUUAAACAGACACCAAAGACUUGACAUGCCUUUUUCACAACAAAUGAUUUCGCGGCUCCCGUGUCUCUUCAGCAACCCACAAAACCUAUGCUCCCUUCAGCACAAACAAGCUAUCAAUCAGCAAAGGUUCUCCUGUCAAGAUGAAGGAUGUGCCACACACUCAUUUGCAGGGACUGUGAUUCCUGUUUGCAUGUCAGACCUACAGAGUGGAACUUAUUGACGUAUGUGUGUAUAUGUGAAUUAGGUGUCGGCUGAACAUCCCCAAAGCCAAGGUUUGUUUUUUCCCAUAUUAUUGGAAGCAUUCACGAGAGGAGGAAUCAAUGUAUCAACUCCGUUUAAUCAUGGCCUGUCUGAUUAGUGUAGAAAACGUAUUUCACAGCUGGCACUGAUGGUGACGAUGUAGAUUUUUAAAGAAGUCGACAGCAUGUCGCUCAAACAGCAAUGUGAGACUCAGCAGGGGGGAAGGAAAUAUGAAAAAUGAAGUCAUACUCAGAGGAAAGGAAAAAGUUUAUCUUCAUGGACUGAUACCCAUUUUUUUAGCCAUCAGGAAACUGUAGCUCCUCACUCUGCUUCUCCUCAUCGUUUCACAAAAUCACGUACUGUGCGCUUACUGUAUCUAAAGCGGAGGGCUCCGACUCUCCUCUCGGGUCAUGUUUUUACUUUUCUAUGUACAAGAGCUAAGGCACUGUCACUGUCAGUGCUUAUCAAUACAGUCAGACUUGAACAAAUGAAAACAACACUUAGUUUGCAACAUCACAAUACUCCCAUAAUCCCUCUGCUAAAUAGAGACUUGACCCAAAUCUGCCGUUCAUUUCCAUCAGAGGCCUCCAACGCUGUGGAUUGAGUGGCACAGCAAGGGAAUUUGGGAUGAAAGGAAACUAUAGAUCCAUGAUUGCUUGUUCCCUGAGAGUUGAUCAAUAUCAGAGCGGACAGAGGUGUAAAAAAAAUAAAUAAAUAAAUAUCAUAUGUACACUUUCAGUUUCUAGGGGUGAGGAAGUUGUUAUGUUUUUGUUUUUUAUUUAUUUUUGGGGGAGGGAAGGGCUUUUCACACGUGGGCACACAGUCGUUUUAUUCAUUGACGCUGACUUACAAUCACAAUUCAUAUCUACCAUGAAGGAACCUGACUCGAGUUGUGUUGUCGCCAUAAAAAUGAAGAGUUUGUACUUUGUGACUCUUAAACUUUUUAUAUUUGUGUUUAAUAUAUCAAUGAGUACCUCUGUUAACUUUUGUAUAAGACUAUAGUAUAUACAAACACACAUACACACACAACACACCUCCACAAAAGGGACUCUAGUCUGUCUCUGUGACGGCUAAAUGUUGUAUAACUUUUAUUUUGUGUCUUAUGAACCACAUCUCUUCCUUUUGUAGUUAUUGGUAAACGUUUCGAUUUCCAGGUGACUUUGAUUUGGUUACUCUUGUACUACUAAGCUCUGUAUUUGCAAGCACUGUAAAUGCGAUUCUCAUUGGAUUCGUCCUCUGUACAUUUAGUACUCUGAUGUUGCUAUUAAUAAAAUGUAAAACAACA
This is a messenger RNA of Dicentrarchus labrax (European seabass), 8252 nucleotides long. RefSeq names its product adherens junctions associated protein 1 (gene ajap1). The record is from RefSeq and is a predicted model, not a curated record. Gene Ontology annotation, molecular function: beta-catenin binding. The coding region runs from base 1010 to 2206 and encodes 398 amino acids. NCBI's taxonomy places the organism in Eukaryota, Metazoa, Chordata, Actinopteri, Moronidae. Gene Ontology annotation, cellular component: cytoplasmic side of plasma membrane; adherens junction; cell-cell contact zone. The transcript is spliced from 6 exons.